Podarcis raffonei (Aeolian wall lizard) is the source of this 2033-nucleotide messenger RNA. It is a transcript of the gene ASB5, whose product is annotated as ankyrin repeat and SOCS box containing 5. Gene Ontology annotation, biological process: positive regulation of protein catabolic process; intracellular signal transduction; protein ubiquitination. Gene Ontology annotation, molecular function: protein binding. The coding region runs from base 317 to 1234 and encodes 305 amino acids. The transcript is spliced from 7 exons. NCBI's taxonomy places the organism in Eukaryota, Metazoa, Chordata, Lepidosauria, Squamata, Lacertidae. The record is from RefSeq and is a predicted model, not a curated record.
GGGGGAGGAAUCAAACACCCUCUUCCAUUUUAACUCGUGUAAACAGACCCAGGCUGCAGCUAAGCUGAUUCUUUCUUGUUUUAUAAAUAGAACAUGCCAAUGCAAUCCUUUCCUUCCCUCACUCUAGCUGCCCGUCCUGCUAGUAAAUAUUGCAGGAUGGUGUAGCAGCUAUUUUACUGCAAGUACAACCAGACAUCUUGUGAGAAAAUGACAAGGAGGGCCGAGAGCAGUUAGCACUUUGUGGACAUUCCAGAGGGAAGAGCAUCUGCAUUAAUGACACGCAGGCUUUGGCAGGAGGGAAGAGAACGUUAAAAUCAUGUCCACAAACACUGCGGUUCAGAGGAGCUGCACUAAACAGAAUCUCUCAAAGAGAAGCCUAGAAUGCAUAGGGGAGUGUUCUGCGAAACGAAAAGCUAGCUGGGGUAUUCUCACCAGUCAAGGUUCUUGGGCAGAUCGCUCACCACUGCAUGAUGCAGCAAGUCAGGGACGCCUCCUUUCUCUGAAAACUUUAAUUGCACAGGGAUACAAUGUAAAUGCUCUGACCAUUGAUCAAGUGACUCCACUACAUGAAGCAUGCCUAGGAGAUCAUGUAGGAUGUGCAAGAAUUCUUCUUGAAGCAGGAGCAAAUGUGAAUGCUACAACAAUUGAUGGAGUGACACCCUUAUUCAAUGCAUGUUCAAGAGGAAGUGCAUCUUGUGUAGAGCUUCUACUGGAGUAUGGUGCCAAAGCUCAGUGGGAGACAUGCCUCCCUUCUCCAACUCACGAAGCAGCUAGCAGAGGUCAUAGUGACUGUCUAGAACUGCUGAUCUCUCGGGGCAUAGAUGUUGACCAAGAUAUUCCUCACCUGGGAACACCUCUAUACGUGGCUUGCAUUUCACAGCAGAAACAAUGUGUACACAAGCUUCUGCAUUCAGGUGCUAAUGUACAGAAAGGAAAGUUUUUGGAAACUCCACUACAUGCAGCUGCAAAGCAGUCUAGUGCUGAAAUAGCAAAUGUACUUCUUGAGUUUGGGGCAGACAUAAAUGCCAAAAAUACAGAAUUUGAACGACCUGUAGAUGUAGCUACUCCACGGAGUCUGGUGGAAACAGUAUUGCUUCUACAAGAAGCUACUCCAUGUUCUCUUUGCCAACUGUGUCGGCUACGUAUCCGAAACUACAUAGGAAAAGCCAGGUUGCAUCUUAUACCGCAGCUCCAGUUGCCAACCAUGUUGAAAGAGUUCCUGCAGUAUAGAUAAAGUAGUGACUAAUUUUUCAAAACUUGAAAAAAAAGCAGCCAAGUAUUUUACUAUAUGUUUCAUGUGAAAAACUGUUGAGAUGGGGAAGGGAGGGCAUAAACCAACAUUUACUUACUAAUAUAUAUCUCACAACUGAAGCUACAUUAUAAUCCAGUGAUAUUUGGGAUUCCUUGAGCAACCUGAUGGAGAGGGGCUAAUAUAAUUAAAUAAAAUAGAAUUUGCUAAUACUCUUGAAAUUUGCUGUACACUUUAAUGUAGUGUUCACUGAUCAGCCACUUCAUUUAAUACUACCUUUCUUUAGGGGCUUUUGUGGGGACUGUUCAUCACACAGCGGAUGUGCAGGAAUAUGCAGGGAUUCCAGGGUCAUCCAGCUAUUUUGUCAGUUACAGUAUUUCCCAGCCCCCUGUGUAUUAUUGCUAAGGGAGUUUGUCCAUUUAAAUGCUGUUGCUCUCUCAGAAUCUGCUGUACUCUUCAUUCAUUGGAGGAGGGGGGAUGAAGCUAAAGAAGAAGAUGGGAGCUGCAGUUGUCAGGAGCAACAGCCUUUUAAGUGGACUGGAGGCUGGAGUGGCAAUGAAGGUGUACUGUAAUCCAAAAACACUCACAGAAUGUUGUGUAAGUGAGUGUUGUGCAAUGCUCAAGACCUGUACAUGUGUUUAAGAUCUUUUGUUCACUGGCACAGAUGAAUUAUUAUUUGGUUUUGUUAUAUUCUGGUUCAAGGUGUCUUGUUCUGUGUGUAUCUAGAACAAUGGGGUGUUAGAUGCACUCUAUAAAUAUAUAUACAUAUUGAAAGACAAUAAAA